AUGAGUACCACGGAUCCUACCGGGGAGGGUGGAGGAGGGGGAGGGGGAGGAGAAAGCGCUACAACGACAAACGUCGAGCAGUCUGCAUCCCUAAACACGCCGAUCACCGGCACCUCCGUACCGGUGCAGACGGCCGCUCAACAGCAACCGCAACAACAUCCGCCACCGUCGCCCUUGAGUGGCUGCUACCUUCUCGUGGUGCUUCCUGAGCCUCAUACCGCACAACAUAAGGAUCUCAUCUUGAAUCGCCUCGCGAAAGGUUUUCUAUCAUGGGACAAGGACAGUUGUCACGUAGAUCUGGAGAAGGAAUUAUUGGCCUUAGUAGCGCAAGCCCCCGAAGGCGAAGAAGCCAGAAAUGGCGAAAGAUUGAUCCAAUAUGCCACCGAGAACCUCGUAACGGAAGUUCUCAUUCAUCCACAGACGAAUACAUUAUUACAGUGUAUUCGUAAUCUCCUAGCAAGCUUCACGAAACAUCGGCACAUCAUACACGCUGGAUAUACAUUCGGUGGUAAUGGUUCCUGGAUACUGCAGGAUGGAACCUUCAGUCUCGCAGACUUUCUGGAUGCGUUCAGCGAACAUGAGGUGCAAAGAGUUCUUCGUGCCUAUGAAAAUAGCGUUACCGUAGAUAUACAUUGUGCAGGUGUCGGCGAUUGGACGACAAAUCGAUUGUCGAAAGAAGCUUGUUGCAGAUCAUGCAGAGUCAGAGUGAAUCCCGAUGAUGUUCUCACAGCCGGCGUACCGGCUAUCAUGAGUUUUACGAAUUACAUUGGACAGUACCUCGUGUCGCAAACACUGGACCAGCUUAUGGAACCGUCCGACGUCGUUGGAAACAUUAGAUUUAGUCAUCCUACCUUAUACGUCUUCCCCGGUGGGCAAGGUGAUGCCGCUCUUUUCGGUAUAAAUGGCUUCAAUAUGCUCGUCGACGGCGGCUUUGCUAGGAAAGCAUGCUUCUGGGAUUUCACCAGGCAUCUAGACCGAUUGGAUGCUGUUCUAGUCACUAGGAUAAAUAAUAGUAACAUCGGCGGCAUGUUUAGCGUUCUUCGCAAGAAGAAAGAGAUGCAAGUCUAUCCUCAGAUCGGCCAUUUCUUCUGUAACUUAGUCGAAAGAAGACAAUCAAAUUCACCCGAUGGCGAUAAGGACAUCGAUCCGCUCAUUUUCAACCUCACUGACAUUGGUCAAGAAAUGGUGGUGAAUCUUCGACAUAUUAAUCUUCGCGCUCAUCCUUGCUACAGAGAUCCUGAUCCAAUCAAUCUCUAUCACAAGGUGGGCCAUGGCACAUUGGAUAUGUACGUGCUCAGCCCGAGCAAGGACACUCGCGAAGUGCGCGAGUUCCUGGCGAAGUGGCAUACGUCAGAUUCGAAGCUGUUUGCAGGUUCUCACAAGAAAGAUUCGAACAAUCUCACAUUCCCGAUCCAGAAUCUCGUGUCGAUAUGUGCGCUUCUAGUUUGGCAACCGGCCAAUCCCGAGGAUCAUAUCACGCGGAUUCUUUUUCCCGGCAGUACGCCGCAACAUAAGAUCUUUGAAGGUUUCGAACGAUUAAAACAUCUGGAGUUUCUGAAGCACCCAGUAUGUUCAGCGAAGACUCUAUCACCAUCAGUAUCUCUAGCAACGCUCAGAGAUAAGCCAACCAAGCAAAAACUUAGUCUUAUCGAGAAGGAGCCCAAGAAAAUUUUUGAGCCAAAGAAAGAGAAGAGAGAACCGUCGGAGCCCAAAUCCAUCAAGGCCGCAGACGAGACUGUACCUAAGGGUAUCACACAAUCGACACCUAUUAUACCUACUAGUAAACCUAAGACCGAAAUGAAGACAAAGAAAGUUAUGGAAAAUAAGAAAAUCGAGAUUGAGGCAAAAGAAAGUAAGAAAAUUGAAAAAGAACUGAAAGAAGUGAAAAAGGAGCCCAAGAAAGAACCAAUUAAAAUGGAGAAAUCUGAAAAACGAGAAGAUGAUAUAAAAAAAAUUUAUUUAAUCAAAUCAGAGCCUGAGAAAAUCAAAGAAUCUAAGGAACCUAAGGAACUAAAGCCUAAGCCUGAACCAAAAAAGAAAGAACUAAAAGAGAGCAAAGUGAAAGUUGAAUUGAAGAAAAGCGAAGUAACUCCGAAGCCGAAGUUGAUUGAGAAAAAAACUAAACCUUUCGGUUCAGAGAAAAGAGACGCCGUGAAAUCCUCCCCGACUACUCCGAAGAAGACUCUAAACGGUGCUGCAACAAAGACAGAGAUAUCGAAAGCUGUGCCGAAGGUGAAACCGGCGGUCAAGGUUGCUCCAAGUCUUCCAGCCAAGAGUGCUAAGGAAGCUAACAACAGGAAAGUGGUGGAACAGAAGAAAUCUGAGGUCGAGAAGUCCGCCUCGAAGGAUUCUGCGGCGCCCGUUGUCAAGGUAACCGCAAAACCUAAACCAAUGGACAGAAAGCCGAUCAGUCGUCGUGCGAAACCGGUUAGUCCCAAUAAAGCUCGUAUGCCGGGUAGUCCGGCGAAAUCUACUCGUAGUACUCCGACCGCUUCUGUAAAAUCCGACAAAGACGGUGUUAUUCGUAAAGUGAAGGGCGACAAAGGCACUACCGAUUCAUCCACGGUCUCCACUCCAUCUGGCAUAGAAUCAGAAGUGGUAAAACCGAUUGAUAAGAGUUUAAUUGAACAAUCUGAAGAUAUAUCACUAGAUUCAAUAGAAAGUAAAGUGUUGGCAGAUCUCAAGGAAGAGCGAGAGGUAGUUGAGGAAAUUGAAGCUGUUUUACAGAAGGCGGAAAGAAUCGAAGAGAUUCGAAAGGACGAUCGUUUUGAGGGUGAUGAUGAAAUCACGGCUGAAGCAAUUGAUAAAAAGGAGGAGGAUAUCACAGAAGAGGAUGUUACCGCUGAGAUUGAAGAUGUACCUAAGAAAGAAGGUUCUAGAAAAGAAAGUCAGGAAUUGACUGAAGAGGAUGAAUAUCUUAUCGUAGAGAAGGAAGAAGUUUAUACCGAAGAUUCUGCUCAGAGUGGCGAAGGCGAACAAAAGCACGUUCUUGACGAAGCUCAGUCGGAAAAGGCAAAAAUAUUAAAAGACGUGGAGGCGAUGAAGGAAAAAGGCGAGAAAGAGGAACCUGAAGAGAAGGGAAAAGAUGACAGCCCGGAAAAGAAAGUAGAAAAGAUUUUGGAUAAAGGAGAGAAAGACAUCGCUGGGUUAUCUUCAGAACAUAAGGAACAGUUACAGGAAGAAGUAAAAGAGAUAAUAGCAUCUGCAGCCGAAAUUGUACAGAAAGCCGAAGAGAAAGACGACUCCGGUAAAAAAGACAGCGAGGACAUCACGAAAGAGCCAUCUAGUUUAAGUCCAGAUAAAUUAGAUUCAUCGGAGAAAAAAACAACCGAUACGGACAUGAAGCCGGAUGUCGAUCAGAAAGAGAAUGUUCUCGAAAAGAUGGAAGAAUCUCAGGAGCGAAUCUCAACAAUAGAAUCGGGGGCCACUACAACUGCUCCAACUUUGCCAGAAGACGAGCGAAUACCGUUGGACGAAAUAAAAGAAGAUAUUGACGAAAAACAUGUUAUAGAAGAAGUAAAAGAGAAGGAUGCUCCUGCAAAGCUGAAAAAGGAAGUUAUUCCUGAAACUGUUCCUGUGGCUGCCAAGCCAGAAGUCAAAGUAUUUGAUGUUCGUCAGACGAUGCCGAAUUUGCAAAGAGACAUUGUUAAAACACCAGACGAGGUCGCCGAUCUUCCGGUUCAUGAAGAAGUCGAUCCUAAGCUUUACAGGAUGGAAGAUUUCGAGAAGGGAAAAGAGCAGAAGUUAUCGCCAACUGCGCAAGAAGAUAAAGAAUCGCCUACUCCGCCUACAAAAGAGCAGAAAGGUGUUUUUAGUUUCUUUGGCAAGGUAGCGGAUAAAUUUGAAAAAGGUAUCGAUAAAUUGACCAAGAAAAAGAAAGAUUCUGAGAAGGAUUCCGACGAAAAAUCUUCCUCAAAAUCGAGUUCUCCAAAAGAACCAAAAGUGCAAGAGAAAACGCGUUUGGAAGAGGUUGAUAUGGAGAAGAUGUUCCCUAAAAUUAGUAAGCCCGUUGACAAACCCGAGACAUUCGAAGAGGCGGAACCCACGAUUGUUGACGUGAAAAUAGCUACCAUCAAAGAUAUCGCAGCGUUUAUAGAGCAAGAAUUACUGGACACAGAAAGGAAGAGUGUAUCGGAUAUCGAAGAAAAACUUCCUGUUGAUAAGUCAGAUGAAAUUAAAAAAAUAGAAGCUAAAAUCGAGGAAUCAUUCCUUGUAAAGGACGUAUCAAGUGCUGUUUCGUCAAUAAAACCAGUUGAAGACAAGGAAAUUGCGAAAGAGAUUGAACUUUUGAAAGAAGAAGAUAUCGGAGAGGAUGUAGAAGAGGUAAAGGCACUUUUGGAGGAAGCUUCGAAAAAAUUCAAAACCGUGAAAGAUAGUUUACGAGAUUCAUUGGAAUCUUUGGAAGACAAAAUUAAAGAAGAAAUAGCUGAGAUACACGAAACGCCAUCUACCCUGAAAGAUGUAGUAAAGGAUACUUUGGAAGGGGUGGCUGAGAAAUUGGAAGAAAUAAAGCCACAUAUCGAAAGCCACUUGCCCGAUAUAAAAGAACCAGAGAAGGUCAAGUUUGCUAUACCAAAAGAUGAAGAAUUCGAAGAGGAAUAUGAAGAAGAAAUAAAGGGUCCAUAUAGAGACAUGAAAGAAGCUGUUAGAGAUGUCGGAGAAGUUCUUGCUGGCACUGCCGGUAUCGAGCUCGAAGAUAAACCUAAGGAUGUCAUAGAAAUUGUGAAGAAAGUCGCCGAGGUUCUCAGAGAAGACGAUUUUCUUUCCGAAAAAGCAUUAUAUGAGCAAGUUCCUAAAAAAGAAGAGAUUCCACCUAUUUCAACGGACAGAAAAUCAUCGAAAGACGAAAUUUCCCCAAUUUUGGCGGAAAGAAAGUCUUCUAUACCGAGUGAAAAAAUAUCUCCAGACGAGGUUGUUAAAUUAGGAGAAGAGAAACUCAAACUUGCUCACGAGGAUAUUGUGAUACCAAAGAAAGCUGAUGUAUUUCAUGAAGAGCUUGGGAAAUUUGGGAAACCCGACAAACUUCCAUAUGAGAAAUCUGGCGCUAUCGAGGUAAAGGAAGAACUUUGUGUAAAAGUGGUAAAGGAAAAGGACGAUAUAGUAACAUCGCCUGUGAAGGAUGUAACGAAGGAUAAACGGGAUGCGCAAAAAAUUUGUGAAGAGAUGUUAAAGGACGAUCAACAUAUUUGCAAUCAACAUAAAAAGCCGGCGGACGAUGAUACAUCUCGGGUAGAUGUGAUGCAGGCUGGUAUCGAAUGCGUAUGCGUGAAGGAAGUUGCGAAACGGCCAUCUUUUGAGGAGAAACUGGGAGACGAGAUAGAGGAAUCCGUGAUCGGCUUUGAGCAAAAGGUUUCACCGGCGAAGGCGGAAAUAGUGAUGGUAACCCCCGGUUCUACGCCAACUUCGCCGAAAUUCGUCACUGACAAGAUGUAUGACGAAGGAUUGGAAAUUGGUUAUCGUGAGUUGCCGGAGGAUAUCGAACAAAUUCUCAGCAGGGAAGUGCCCGUUGAAGAAAUAAUUGAGGAAUUAAUUAUCACGAAAAAGAAAAAAGUCACUAUCGAAGUAAUCGAAUAUAUCACCGUAACGAAGCACAUCCCGAGAGAACGCGUGAUUUACAUUAUCAAAGAGAUUAUCACAAAGAAGGGACUUUCCAGAGAAAGUGUGACAGACGAUCUCGAGAUUCUGAGGCUGAAGGAAUCUAUUACACUUGAAAAGAGAAUGGAAAUUGAAGAAUAUAUCUUUAACGAAUAUAUCGCCAAAGGAAAACAAAUUACUAUAGAAAUCGUUCAGGAAAUCUCGAUUAAAAAAGUUGUGCCCAAGAAGAUAGUCAUCGAAAUUAUUGAAGAAAUCAUUGUUAAAAGAAAACUUGUCAGGCAUAUGAUACUAAACGUUCCUGAAGAAGUAUUAACAGAAAUAAUUCAAGAGAAAUCGCCAGAAGAAUCGCUAGAAGAAUCGGCAGAAGAGCAGAUAACAGAGGAGCAGAAAAUAAAUAUAACUACGAAACAAGAAUCCGCUGCUGAAGCUCCAAUCGGACAAGAACUGACCGCUAAAUGCGUGCAUUAUAUUGAGGAAUUUAUUUUUAAUGAGUGUGUUAUUAAGGAAAAAAAGAUUACCGCAUCAACAAUUGACGAAAUUUCUAUUCAAAUGGCAGUGCCCAAGCAAAUCAUUAUCAAAAUUAUCGAGGAAAUUAUUAUUAAAAGAAAAAUUCCCAGAAAUGCGAUAUUUGAGAUUAAUGAGGAAGAAUUAUUAUCUAAAACGACACCUGAGAACGAGAAAGAAAAAUUAGUGGCUGAGACACCUAGCGUUCCAGAGACAGAGAUUCCAGAAAAGAAAUCGAUAACUUCGCAAAAAAGAGCGGAAGUUGAAGAAUAUAUUAUGAAUGAAUAUGUUACCAAGGGAGAUAACAUUAAUAUUAAAAAACUUGAAGAAAUAUGUGGUAAAAAGAAGGUGCCUAAGAAAAUCAUUAUUGAGAUUAUCGAAGAAAUUAUCAUUAAAAGAAAGAUACCGAGACAUACAAUACUUAGUGUUACCGACGAAGAAUUAUCGCGCAUUAUCAAGGAGGAAGCGAUUUCAGAGUUGCAAGUAUUGACUGAGAAGACGAAAUCGGUGGCAGAAAUGCCCAGCACCGAAGAGAAAAAAAGUCCAAUUGAGUUAAGAAAAGACAAGAAAGAGGAUGUGCUUGAGCAAGAAAUGAGCGCUGAAGAGGAGUUAUCGGCCACAUCCGAAGAGGAGGACAUCGAGGAGGAAGUGGAUGGAUUUGUUAGUAUACCCAGAAGAAUUUCCGAUACGGUUGACACAAAAAAGAAAGCGAUUUCAGAGAUUUCGUCUUCAGUUACGAAAGAACAUGAGAAAGAUGUGAUUGACGACUUUGAAGCUGUCGAGCAGGAAUAUAAAGUACGCAAUGUACCAAUUACGUCUCCUGAGAAAGCGAGCGAGAUGAAAGAAAAAGAAGACAUUGAAGAAUCUGUAGAAGAUACUAUGAGUGAAGUGAUCGAAGCAGACGAGAAGUUCGUGCAAGAAACUAAAGGAAAGAUGGGAAUAGAAGAGCCUCAGAUUGCAAAGGAUAUUAAACCAAUUGAUAGGAAAGGGAAAACUGAAGAACAAGAAAUAUUCGAAACAUCAGAAAUUGUCGAUACUGUUGAAAAAUAUUUAGACGAGGCUAAGGAAAAGACGGAUGACAUUCUUCAGAAAGAGAUUGCCACGACAUUGACGCCAUCAAUUUCCAAAGCAGACAAGUCUUUAAUCGAAGACUCAAGCAAGGAAACACCUAAAGAUUCUUCUGAUAAGCGAUCAUCAAUUGAUAUAGCAGAUAUUUCUAAAUCAAUUAUACCAAGCUCAAAGGUAAUUGAUGAGAAAACAACAGGCUUCAUACAAGAGCCAAAAAUAGCAUUACUUGAAGAUGAUAAAAGAUUUAAACCGUUAGAGACCACAGAAAUUAAAGAAGCUCUAGUAACUAAGGAAGAGAAGAACCUUCAAGAAACAUUAUCAGCAAGUAUACCAAAACCAUUUGACGAAGGCACUGUCAAAAGAAUGCUUGUUACAGCAUGUAGCGAGGAUGGCAGAGAAGAAACUGAGAUUUGUCCAAGCGGCAGUAUAACUUUUACAAAGACCGUUACACCAGAUGAUUCCCUUAAAGAUGUAUCUGUUAAAUCUACACCAGAUAAAGAUUCAUUACUUUUAGACAAAGACUCCCACUCAGGCAUAACUACUCCCGAGAAAGAUAGUAUUUCUGAAAAAUCUGCACCAGAAGGUAAGGAUAAGAUUACUCCAGAAGACAGCUUGGAAAAAUCACCUGCUGGUCCUCGUGAUUCACAGGAUCUUGAAGACAGUUUGGAAAAAUCAGAAUUGCAUAAGUCAAAGGUAUCAGAUAAAAUUGUCGAAAAAGAUGUACCAAAGUCGCCUAAAGAAGAACGAGUAGAACCGAAAUCUUCCACUAAGGAAGAUGCAGGAAAGAUCGAAAAAGUGAAAUCUCCAGCUGAAGAAAAAAUCGAGAAACCUAGUUCUCCAGUUGAAAAAAUCGAAAAAUCACGAUCUUCUUCACCUUUUGAUACAACAACGCAGAAAUCUCUGAUAGAAUUAGCUGAAAAACCAAAACUUCCAAUCGAGAAGGUGCUUCCAGAAUCUAAGAAAGAAGGAACGAUUGGUGUUCCAAAAACACCUGAAUCGCUCCAUUCAGAGGACAUUUCACCAGCUGAGACAAUUUUCUCGAAAUCACCUACAGAUAAACCUGAAAUGUACUUUGCAAAGGCACCUAUUACCGAAGAAGACGUUGCUGUCAAAGAAGACAAAAAAUUGCCUGAAUCUAUUAAAGAAAUUAAAUCGGCUAUAGACGAAGAAUUACCAAUAUCUUUAGAAAAAUCCGAUCAAGAUAUUAAAUCUCUCGAUAAAUCCCCUAGUAUUUUAAGUGAUAAAGUUGAUGAGAAAAAAACUGAUAAGUUGAAAUCGUCUAGUAUUAUGGAGAAAGAAACAGUAAGUGAAAAGUUGCCUAUUUUCGAGAGUGAACAUUAUGAUGAAACGGGACCAAUUGACGAAGCUAGAUCUCCAAGCGCGAUUAGUGAUAAAUCUGAUGAGAAGAAGGAGACCGAACGUUCAAAGUCACCAAGCAUAGACGCAGAAAAACCGGACCUUCAAGAUGUGACGGAACGUUAUUUAGAGAAACCAAAAUCCCCUAUUUUUGAUAGGCCAGAUUCGCCUAAAGCUAUUGAUAAGACUGAAGAAUCACAUGAUAAAGAUAGAUCUCCCAGUGUAGCUAGUGAUAAAUCAGAUAGCAAGAAAGUAAGUGACCGUUCUAGAUCACCAAGCGUUUCUGUAGACAAAGUAGAUUUCGAGAGAACCCGAUCGUCUAGUGCCACAAGUACUAAAGAUGACAAACUGGAGCAGUUUCCAGUAGCGAAAUCAUCCGAAGUACCAAAAGACGCAUUGAAAUCUCCGAAACUUGAAGAAGAUAAAUCGGAUUUGAAAGAUAUAAUGCAACCUCCGUUAGACAAAUCACGAUCAUCGAGUGUAACAAGCGGCAUUAGCGAAUCUAAAGAACCAGGUCGUUCAAAAUCACCCAGUAUUGCCGAUGAAAAACCGAAUAUGAAAGAUGUUACGGAAAUACCGAUGGAAAAGUCAAGAUCUUCGAGUGUUAUCAGUGUUACGAGCGAGCAAAAAGAAUCAAUUGAUCGCUCAAAGUCUCCGAGCAUUGCAGGGGAAAAAAUAGACUUAAACGACGUUGCAGAACCUAUAGAUAGGUCGAAAUCGCCAAGCGUAACUGGAGAAAAACCAGAUUUAAAGGAUGUCACUGCAGAGAAAUCGAUAUCUUCUAGUAUUACAGGAGAACAGAAGGAAUCGUUUGAUCGUUCUAAAUUUCCGAGUAUUGCUGGAGAGAAAUCGGAUUUAAAGGAUGUCACAGAACGAUCCGAUGAAAAAUCAAAAUCAGCUACCAGGAUGAGUACGACUGAUCCUAAGGGCCUCGAAGAUCGAUCGAAAUCGCCGAGUAGUACUGAUCUAACAGAUAUUACAGAACAAUCGUCACUGGAUAAGUCAAAGUCGCCUAGUGUCACGAGUAUUACGUCUGAUCAGAAAGAAUCAGUGGAAAAAGCAAGAUCACCAAUUCUGGAUAAGAAGGAAGAGCCGGAUAGGAGCAAAUCUCCAAGCAUAACAAGUGAAAAAUCUGAUGAGAAGAAAUCUAUCGAUGGCUCGAAAACGACCAGUAUUACAGAGGAAAAACCGGAUCUUAAAGACGUAAUGGAACUACCAGCCGAUAAAUCCAGAUCAUCAAGUGUUGCGAGUGAGAAAGCGGAAUUAUUUGGAAAAUCAAUAUCGCCUGUUUCUGACAAAUUAGAACCACCUGUUGAUCGAAGCAAAACUCCCAGUGUUGCUAGUGAUAAGUCCGAUGAGAAGACAUCGGAUGACAAGGGUAGUGUUAAAGAACAUUAUGAAAGUGCUGAUAAUAAAUCUCCGAGUCUCUUUGAUGUGAAAAUACCGCACGAAAAAACUAUGGAAGAGAAACCUUCAACAGUUUCCGAAAAAACGGAUGUUAAGCCAGACGAUAUUGUAUCGCACGACAGACCGGUAUCUCCAAGUAUCGUUUUUGAUAAGCCGGUAGACAAUAAACAGCCAAUAGAAAAAAUGGAUGUUGACGGAUUGAAAACAUCCGGCAUAAUCGGCGAUCCAGAUUUUGUCGAUAAGACAAGAUCAUUAAGCAUUAUCAGUGAUAAGACGGAACCAAAAUCACCAUCCGAUGUCUCGAAGUCACCAAGUUUAGCCGACGAUCAAAAGGAUAAGUCUAGAUCAUCCAGUGUUGCUAGUGAGAGGCUUGAUGAUAUUAAAGUUUCGCAAAUACUAGAAGCAAAGAAGGAACGAUCAAUUUCGCCGAGUUCGGAUACCGGAAAGGUCCCGAAAGAUGAAUCUACUAAAUCGUCUCGAGCUAGUUCACCAGUGGAUAAAACUCCGAAGGAUAGAUCACGUUCGCAAAGCGUUUUCGAUGCUGGUGAGAAAACACCGGCCAGUAGAUCUAGAACAGCCAGUUUAUUCGAUGACAAAUUAUCAGAAAAGUUACUUCCUCAAGAGGAAAAGCGUUUCGAUAUGGAAAAACCACUUGAUGAGAAGGAUGAAUGUAAGAAAGAUAGUAAGAGUCCUACAACUUCUCCCGAGACAAUCGAGAAAAAGAUGCAGAAGAUACGCGAGAAACGAUUUGCUGAUUUUAAAGAGCCGGACGUCGGACAAUCGAGCAAGAUAGAGAAAUUAUAUGAUGAGGAAGAAGAUAUCGUUAAAGUGACAGCCGAGAAGAAAGCGGAGAUCGAAAAGUAUAUCUUAGAUGAGUUUAUCGUGAGGAAAAGAAAGAUCAGUCUGUCGGUGAUCGAAAGAUUAGUUAUGAUGUAUUCAGUGCCCCAGUUUAUAGUAAUGGAGAUAAUAGAAGAUAUUAUUAACCAGCAAAAUGUGCCUAGAAGCGCAGUAUUUGAUUUCGUAGAUGACGAAGCCUUCUCCGAGCCUCAAUAUGGAAAAGAAUCCGAAGCGGAACCGCUAGUGCAGCAACAAAAAGCGAAGGUAGAAGCAUAUAUUAUUGAGGAAUUCAUUAUGAAGAAAAAGAAGAUCACGCCGGAAGCCUUGGAAGAAAUGGUUAUUGUUAAAUCUGUGCCGCGAUGUAUUCUCAUCGCAAUUAUUGAAGAGAUCAUUGUCCAGGAAAAAAUACCUAGGAACACUGUAAUUGAAGGCAACUUAGGAGAACCGGUAGAAAAAGAUCUGGAUAUUUCUAAAAAAAGAGAUCAGCCAGCUAGCGUAGAUUUCGGAAAGAUUACUCAAGAAGACAUUCAUAGUCAUGAAAGAUCAGGCGACACUACGAAGGGUGAAAGUCUGGAUGGCAAGAUAUCUCCUGCUGUGAGCGAUCAAUAUGGCAGGGAUUCAAAAGCGGCACUUUCUGCUAGUCCCAGCUCAAGUCCGGAACCUUUUCCUUCCGAUAAAUCAACUCAGGAUAGUCCAGCUCGAUCAGAGCCGCAUAUAGAUGAGGAUAUUCUUAUAUCGGAAGAGAAGCGAAUGGAAAUCGAAAAGCUUUUGGAGGAAGAAUAUAUAAAGAAAGGAAAGAAAAUCACGGAAGUGAUACUCGAAGAGAUAAUCAUCAUGACUUCUUUACCCAGGUAUAUUAUUUUAGAAAUCGUGGAGGAAAUUAUAUUAAAGAGGAAGAUUCCAAGAGAAUCUGUAAUUGAUGUGGAAAUUUAUCAAGAGGAAGAACCAGAAGAUGACUAUGAUAAGGCAAUGUAUCACUAUGAGAGAACAACGGACGCAGAUUACGAGCUGCCACAUGAUGCCAGGGAUAUUUAUCCGGCAUCGGAGCAACAGUUGGACAAAUCCGAUUAUCCACCGGAUUAUGAGAGUCAAUUUCACAAGGCCUUUGUUGGUGGUAUGACGGAGAUGCGUACAACACAUAUAACCACGUUGUCUGGAAAAUCGACUCCGGAAUUUACACAUGAUGCGACUUCUAGAAUCGAACCAAUUGGUAAAGUGCCUGAAAAGUUAUCGGAAUCUACUCUGACCACGACUCACAUAACGAGAACGGAUAUGGAAGACACGAAGACUGUGCAACCUACUCAAAACGUUAUGAUAUUGAGAGAAAGCAAGAUCACGGAAACUAUCGAUAAAGAUAAACCUGAAGAAACUGCGGGAAUUUCGGCGACAGUUACAUUCGGUGAUCAUCCGGUUAAAUCGGAUGGCGGUGCUAUUAUAAGUAAGACGACAAUCAAACACGAAGUGAUUGGAGAAGAGGAAUCUAGGAAGACAACUGAAGUCAUGAAAGGAAUCGAACCACAAGAAACAAUCAAAGAAAUUAAACAGUCGAGUAUUCAACAAGAUAAACCUGAAGUGAUUACCAAGAUCAUCCAAAAAGAAAUCAUGGAAUAUGACGAGCCAGAAGUAGUCACUACAGUUGUAAAACGCGAAAUUAUCGAGCAAGACGAACCUGAAAUUAUCACAAAAGUGAUCAGACGCGAGAUUGUCAUACCUGACGAAGAAACUGACGACUUGAAAAAAGAUUCUGAUGAAUAUGUGAAGACCAUUACAACAAGAACAACGCGAACAAUCGUGACAGAGGAAUUAGCAGAUGCUGAAUUAGCGCAAACUGAUCCUUCGAAAACUUAUACAGAUCCUACUUCAGGUACAACUUACAAGGUUGUGAGUAAUGAAGAUGUGUCUGACACAGCCAGCGCUGAUGUAAAGCAAGUCGUGACAACCGUGACCACGAUUACCGGACCGGACGGAAAAGUUGUCACGAAGACAGACGUCAAAGAGAGUACGGACACAUUGGCUGGCGAGGAAUUAUUAGAAAAAUUGACGGAAAGUACCAAACCUGCGGAAAAGAUCAUCAAAGAAACGAUUACGACUGUGACAUCGGGCACUACAACACCCGAUGUAAAAGCUUUAUAUUCCGAUUCCGGUAAAUCGACACCUGAAUUCAAACAUGAAGCUAAACUUGAAUCUACAAUAAAAGAACGCUUAGACACAGACAAAUUCGAGCAUCCAGUGUCUCCUUUGAUACGAGAACUUAUAUCUGAUGACAAGAGUUAUUCGGGUAAGUCUUCGCCAGAUAUAUCGCUGCCCAAGGACAUCGUCUUCAGUGGCAAGUCUACGCCAGAGAUUCCUAUGUCGCCGUUGAUCAGAGACGGCGCUGUAAUUCAGCCUCAUGCGUCGGGUAGAUCGACACCUGAUAGAAGAUCCGACGGUCGAUCCUCAACGAGUACACCGGAAGGAUUUAGAUCAGGAGAGAUGAUUCGAACUAUCGUUACGACUACGAAGACAGUAUCUGACGAAGGUGAAAUAGUAACGACCACCAAGGAGGUCACAGAAACGACAAAUGAGAAGGGCGAGACAGUUGUGUUGGCAGAGAAGACUGAUGUGAAGGUAGACGAACGUUUGCCAAGCAAAGAUGCCGCGGAAAGCGCGAUCAGCAGUAUUAUUGGCAGUAUCAAGUCCUCGGAGUUGCAUCGUGGUGGCAGUUCCGGAUCUGAUGAUGUAACCAGUGAAAAGGAUCGUCCGGCAAGUCCACCGAGUGAACAUAGUAGUACACGUAGCAAAGUCAUGACACACCCAUGGGGUAGCAGCGAGGAGCGACAUACUUAUUCUGACGAUGAACCACCCAGUCCAUCUUUUUCCUCAACCUCGCAAGUCGGUUAUUCACCGCAAGCAAUACGUCGUUAUGAGUCAUCUUCUGAUAAGCAAGAGGAGCAGAAACAGGUGGAAUUCUCGGCGGCCGCGAUGAGCAGUAGCUUCUACGGUGAGCUGCCAGCGGUACCACCUCAAAUUUCUGCUAUGAAAACCUUCCACGGUGAGACUGGUAUGCAGAAGAGCAGCGAUCCCAUUCACAGUCGAUUCACAGUGGAAAAAGAGCCUGCCGGCGAUUAUGGUGAAAAACCAGAUGCGAAAAAAUACGUUGACGAGGCCGAUCUUGAUUUCGAUAAAGCUCUGAUGGAUAAAGAGAUGAAGGAGGCCGGAGGAACCUUCAACAGCGAAAUAGCAUCCAGGUACACGAACGGUAGUCUUCGACAUGAAGCAACCGACGAAAAAGACCAUCCAUCGUCUUCGUACCGGGAUGAUAAAGAUGAUUCAAAAGGUGAUUCGAAGAAAGAUCCUUUGGAGGGAUGGGGGACCCCUCUUGGGCUGCCGUCUCCUAAACCGCCCAAAAAGUUUAAUUUAAAGAACUCUGCUCAAUCUCCAUCGUGCUCAAGUGAAACAGCUUCCAAUACUCUGAAUUUUGAUGUUGUAAAAGAUUGGGGAGAACCUCUUAGGCUGCCUUCCCCCGCACCAGUGACCAAUGAAGUAUCGAACAAGGGAGCACCUAGUACACCGAAAAAGGAACGGAAACAAACGAAGAAAAUUCAAUCAGAGAACAUUAAGAACAAAAAACGUUCGGAAAGUCCCGGUAAGAAUGAGAAGAAGGUAAAAGAUUCAAAGAAUAAGGUUCAACCGGUUUACAUGGAUUUGGCGUAUGUACCCCAUCACGGAAAUUCGUACUACACAUCCUUAGAAUUCUUCAAGAAAGUGCGAGCGAGAUAUUACGUCUUUAGCGGUACCGAGCCCAGUCGAGAAGUCUACGACGCUCUAUUGGAAGCUAAAAAGACUUGGGAAGACAAGGAUCUCGAGGUAACCAUGAUUCCGACCUACGAUACCGAUACUUUGGGCUACUGGGUCGCUGAUAACGAGGAAGCGCUCGCGGCAAACCACAUAGAUUUAUCACCGUCCGCGUCCAGGUGUACUAUUAAUCUCCAGGAUCAUGAGACUAGUUGCAGCGCCUACAGGCUCGAGUUCUAGGGAUUGGCAGCCUGCUCAGCCGUAAUAGUCGAGUUCUGAGCGGCGUCCGGAAUGCGUUAUCAUCCUGCGUUUUCGGAGCCAUUUUUACAGGAGAAAAAGUUUAGAAAAAAAGAAGACAAAAAGAGAGUCGAGCGCUCAGGCCGACCUACCGUCCCGUCAGGUGAUUCCUGGCCCCCCUUCUAGGAGACCCGAAGACGAACAGCAUUUCGAAUUUUCGAGAUUCCCUCGCGGUCAUAGCUCCGCGGCCUAGCAGAAUCAUAGAAAUCCCGUCGAACAAUGUAGAGGCAGUCCCGAGGAAGUGAGGCCGAUUUUGUGUGAAUCGCGUUCAGAGGUCUCAAAUUGGGAUUGUUUAAUCUAAUUUAGGACGUUCUCCUUAUUCCUUCGCGAGGAGACGAUGCGGGCGGCGAGAAGAAAGAAACAGAGAAAUUAAGGGAGAGAUCGCGAGGGUUUCUUCUCUUGCACGGGGAUACAAGGUAUAAAUUAAUUAUUUACUUCUAAGAAGUCGAUUAUCAAUAGGGAGAAAUCUACGUUCGAUUAAGAUUCAUGUUGUGCCGAUAACAACGGCGCUCCUCAACGGAUGUUUAUAUUUCUACAUUCUGCACCGUACGCAGCCCGUAGUGCGCUUAUACCGCCUGCAAUAUCUUAUCGAUCACUGCUCAAGUCGAAGACAUUUUUGCGAAGAUUUGGCGCUGAAGCUAAAACAAGGCGGUGAUCGUGACGUUGCAUGAGCGACGAUCGAUUGUAAAUCUAUGACGGUCCGUAAGCGCUGCGGUUCUGUGACAAUCUGUGCGCUAGUUAUUGAAAAUUAUAAAUUGAUUUUUGGAUAUUUCUAUUUUCGAUCCACUGAACAUGGAUCGAACAAUCGAUGCCAGACCUCCUCGCUCGCAUUCUCUCCUCGAUCAGCAGAUCAAAGUAAAACUUUUAAUAUCUUUGACACAGCUGCCGCUUCAAGAGCACCGCGUAGUAUUUAGUGUAUCAAUUACAAAAAAAGAAGAAAAAAAAAAGAGAAGUUCUGCAUUUUAACUUACGUGGGGAGGCAUACAUUAGGCCUAUUCUUUAUCAAAAGAACUUUCUGAAUUGGUGCACAUGAUGUAGUAAGUUGAAGUGAAACAUAUUAUAUAUAUUUGUUUCACAUCGACUUAUUGCACCAGUGUGCACCAGUUCAUCGAUAAAGAACAGACCUAUUGGCCACGUUCUUCAGAAUUUCUUUUGCAAUUGUUAAAAAUUUUUUUCGAGCUUGGAUUAUACUUUUAUGUUUAAAGAAAUAGUCCUUUUCAACGAAGAAAAUUUGUAACAGUUGUAAAAUAAAUAUUCUGCUAAACAUGGCUAUGUGAAUGAGACAGAACGCGCGUUCGAUGGACGUGUAAUUGUCGGGGGGAUUUAUCGUUCGUGUCGUCGAUGGAUCGCGUAUUAUCCUUUAAUGGAAUACAUAAGAACAUGAGACACGAGGAGAACGAUCCACGUUUCACCCGCAAAAACAUUAUUAAACUUCGUUGUUACGUGACUAACGGUCCCCUUUCUCGUCGUAAAUGUCUAUUCGUGCAUAGGUAAAACGGAGCUAAAUUCCAUCGAGAAGUACUAGGGUAGGAGUUAUCUGUGUGUCGUGUUUCUAUAUCGUAGAGAAUAGAGAUACGCGGAGAGGAGUGAUGGUUACUUGAUAGAUUCGCUGUGUCGACCAUACACAGAUGACGCGGUGCGAGUUAGCCGAGGAGUCCGACGAGGAUAAUGCCGGAAGAGAUCUGUAGAACAUUUCGUUGUCGUAAGGAGAGUGCAGGUAAUAAUGACAUGUCCCAAAAAGUCCAUCCGACGAACGAACAAUUCGAUCAUUUCUUUAAAUUGCCUUUGAUUGGAGACUUUUGUUUUCUGAAGUUGUGACACGAACGGUACUUUAGAAAACAGCGAUUGUAGCACUGACAAUCUUUUA
This is a messenger RNA of Cyphomyrmex costatus, 16705 nucleotides long. RefSeq names its product microtubule-associated protein futsch. The record is from RefSeq and is a predicted model, not a curated record. Gene Ontology annotation, cellular component: microtubule associated complex; cytosol; neuronal cell body. The coding region runs from base 1 to 14781 and encodes 4926 amino acids. Gene Ontology annotation, biological process: regulation of microtubule depolymerization; microtubule cytoskeleton organization; axonogenesis. Lineage: Eukaryota; Metazoa; Arthropoda; Insecta; Hymenoptera; Formicidae. The transcript has 7 exons. Gene Ontology annotation, molecular function: microtubule binding; actin binding.